AUGUCCACCACUGUUGGGUCUGCCAGGGAUAUCAAUCAGCCUAAUACUUUGAACGUCGAGGGUGCCGCACCCCAUGAGAAGUCCAAUGUCGAAGUAGACAAUGAAAAACUCGACACUGAGAUGGGAACAUCGAAAGAACUUGCACAAACAGGCUCCAAAGACCAUCUCCCAGAGCAAGAACCAGAGGAUGCAUUCCACCGAACAGCAUCAACAGUGGCUCCGUCGCAGAGAUCGGCCAGAAGAGACCCUGUCAGCCGGGUGACGACAGAUCCAGAAGGCAACACCUACCCCGAGGGUGGUCUCGAAGCCUGGCUUGUAGUACUGGGCAGCUUUCUCGGCUUGGUCGGCUCACUGGGCCUGGUAAACACCAUCGCGACCUUCCAAGCCUAUAUCCAAACUCAUCAGCUGAAAGAGUACAGCUCAGGAAGCAUUGGUUGGAUCUUCGGAAUGUUUGCAUUCUUGACUUUCUUUUGUGGAGUGCAAAUCGGUCCUAUUUUCGAUGCACGAGGACCCCGUCUCCUUGUCUUUGCCGGCUCCAUAUUUGAAAUGGCAAUGAUCGUUCUUCUCGGCUUCUGUACCCAAUAUUGGCACUUCAUGCUGGUCAUCGGAGUCUUGGGUGGAGUGGGAGCAUCUCUUAUUUUCACCCCGGCGAUCUCAGCGAUCGGUCACUAUUUCUACGAGAAGCGCGGAGUCGCAACCGGCAUUGCUGCCACUGGUGGUUCUGUUGGAGGCAUUGCCUUCCCUCUUAUAUUGGAAAGCCUGUUCCCCAAAAUUGGCUGGGCAUGGGCCACUCGUGUCGUUGCAUUGAUUUGCUUGAUAGUGCUGGGGCUUGCAAACCUCCUGAUUCGAUCCCGACUACCCCAGAAGCCAUUCUCCAAGGAGAAUGUGUUGCCUGAUUUCCGAAUUUUUCGAGAUGUAAGAUUCGCACUCACGACCGCCAGCGUCUUCUUCAUUGAAUGGGGUCUUUUCGUGCCGAUCAGUUACAUCUCAGUCUAUGCCCUCGACCACGGCUUCUCAACCCAGAUGUCCUAUCAGAUCAUCGCCAUCCUGAAUGCCGGUUCAUUCUUCGGUCGAUGGCUCCCUGGAUUCUUUGCCGAUUUCUUGGGUCGCUUCAAUACUUUAAUUGCAACGGUCGCUCUUUGCCUGCUUUGCAAUGCUUGUUUCUGGCUCCCUGCCGGAAACAGCUUGCCACUUCUUAUUGUUUACUCCGCCUUCUUUGGUUUCUCGAGCGGCAGCAAUAUUAGCUUGACGCCUGUAUGUGUUGGGCAGCUUUGCAAAACCGAAAACUAUGGCCGGUACUACGCUACUGCCUAUACCAUCGUGAGCUUUGGUACUCUCACCGGAAUUCCUAUCGCAGGCGAGAUCUUGGCGCGCUGCAAUGGAUCCUACUGGGGCCUUAUCACAUUCACCAUUUGUUGUUAUGCCGCCGGUCUGGCAUGCUGUACCGCCGUGAAGGUCAUCCAUGUUGGUUGGCGCAACCCUCUCGCGAUCUACUAA
This is a messenger RNA of Penicillium soppii, 1497 nucleotides long. Its product is annotated as MCT family MFS transporter. The transcript has 2 exons. The record is from RefSeq and is a predicted model, not a curated record. Gene Ontology annotation, cellular component: fungal-type vacuole membrane. The coding region runs from base 1 to 1497 and encodes 498 amino acids. Gene Ontology annotation, biological process: transmembrane transport. Lineage: Eukaryota; Fungi; Ascomycota; Eurotiomycetes; Eurotiales; Aspergillaceae. Gene Ontology annotation, molecular function: transmembrane transporter activity.